Molecule: messenger RNA, 8952 nt
Organism: Maylandia zebra (zebra mbuna)
Lineage: Eukaryota; Metazoa; Chordata; Actinopteri; Cichliformes; Cichlidae
Gene: rims4
Product: regulating synaptic membrane exocytosis 4
Biological process (GO): calcium ion-regulated exocytosis of neurotransmitter; positive regulation of synaptic transmission; regulation of synaptic plasticity
Cellular component (GO): presynaptic membrane; cytoskeleton of presynaptic active zone
Molecular function (GO): small GTPase binding; transmembrane transporter binding
Source: RefSeq, a predicted model, not a curated record
GUGCAGUCUCUCUCUCUCUUUCGCUCACACAUCUCUUUUACUCUCUCUCUCUGUCCUCUCCCGUCUCUGGAGCAGACAGUCAGUGGAGCAUCGGCACGGCAUCAGAGCGGCACAGGACUGACGGAGGAGGACGAAGUCGACAACUGCUGACAGAAAACAAUUAAGAACAUUUACGGCAGAACAUCAAUUGUAAUACAGUUGAAAGCAGAGCAGAAGCAACAGAUUGCCCUCACUUGCAAUUGCUGCUACAACUGAUGUUCUGGGCUUGGAAAUGAAGCAGACUGGGAACAGCUCCUGGCAUCUCGUGGUCAGUUUCUCUGUCUGAAAGAAAUGCUUUUGCUCUGUACAAAGAGGAAGGAAUUAACAGUGCUGAGCGACAGGAACCAAAAGCUUUGAUUCAGUCGUAAAGCAACACGUUGCUGGGCGUCAGCACCACCUCCACCAUCAGUGUCUCCUCACAUCCACAUCUUCCUUUCUACACUGGGAUCUAAGGAAGAAAUUCGAGCUUUGAAUGCACAAACAGGAGGAUGUUAGACUGGCAUGCAGAGUGCAGAGUUUAGGGAGUUUUGCUGUGAAUCAAAGAGCAAGAUCUCGUUUUAACGGUGCAGGUGAGAUCGGGUGCCGUCAGUAGUUCCACCUGACUCUCAUUUUGACUUCUGACGACAUGAGAGACAUGAAAAGGACAAUGCACAUGAGGAUCAACAAACCAGAAGCCAAUAACUAGAGGAGAGAUGACAGGAAAAGAGAGACCUAACCCUGGAGCACACGGUCACAGAUAGAUCCAUAAUUAUUCUUUGAAACUAUUUACCUGAUCAAAAGUGAGCAACCUUGACGUAUAUCUUUCCACAUUUCAGAUUUCUAUCAUGUUUUUGCACCAGAGGACAUUAAUUUCACAUACAGAGAAAGACGAACAGCAAAAACUUUAUUUCAUGUCAACUUGUGCCACCAGUCAGUGCAAGUAACUUUCUGCACCGAUUCAAGUCGGUGUGAGUGCCUUGGGGCUCUCAUUUGACUGUUCUUUUUGGAGUGAAGUGGAUCUGCCGUGGGGGGCAGCUGACAACCAUCCAAGACGCCGCGAGCCGUACUCCGCGUGAAAAAUGCCCAGCCGCGCUUGGCCAAGCCGGCCGACCCGGGCCCGACGACGGGCCUCUACAUGGAGAGGUCGCAGAGCCGCAUCAGCCUGUCAGCGUCCUUUGAGGCCCUCGCUAUCUACUUCCCCUGCAUGAACUCCUUUGAUGAGGAUGAUGGAGUGGAUACAGAUGGCAGGAAGUUGAAGGGAGCUAUCCAGAGGAGCACAGAGACGGGGCUGGCUGUGGAGAUGCCCAGUCGAACUGUUCGCCAGGCUAGCCACGAGUCCAUAGAAGACAGCAUGAACAGCUAUGGCUCCGAAGGGAAUCUUAACUACAGUGGCAUGUGUCUGGCAUCCGAUGCUCAGUUCAGUGACUUCCUGGAUGGGAUGGGACCAGCCCAGUUUGUUGGGCGACAGACACUGGCGACAACAUCCAUGGGUGAUGUAGAGAUUGGACUGAUGGAGCGGAAUGGGGGACUGGAGGUGGAGGUCGUCCAGGCCAGAGGCCUCACCAUGAAACCAGGUUCAAAGGGACCUCCAGCAGCCUACAUUAAAGUUUAUCUUCUGGAGAAUGGAAUCUGUGUGGCCAAGAAGAAGACGAAAUCAGUGAGAAAAUCUCUGGAUCCUCUCUACAACCAGGUCCUGGUCUUCUCUGAGAGUCCACAGGGGAAAGUGGUCCAGGUUAUUGUUUGGGGCAACUAUGGACGGAUGGACCGCAAAUGCUUCAUGGGUGUAGCUCGAAUCCUACUGGAGGAGCUGGACCUCAGCACAAUGGUUAUCGGCUGGUACAAGCUUUUCCCUACCUCCUCCAUGGUGGAUCCAACAAUGGCACCGCUCAUCCGCCAUUCAUCCCAGAUGUCAUUGGAGAGCACCAUUGGGCCCUGUUGUGAGCGAUCAUAAGACUCACGCAGAAAUGUAUAGUUUUGAUGUUGCGGCUAAGUUUCCAUUGCUUCAACCAAGUACAGAGUUUUUGUAAACCCUGCAUUGCUGCACCUGGGUCAGCCAGGCAGUGCUGUCCCUGGAGCAGGUAGAUGUAAAGUAUCUCACUCAAGGCUACUUCGACAGGCCCAGCUACACUGGGGAAUGAAUCACUUCCCUAAUUUGGAAAUCAAUUUACAAACCAGUUGGUCAUGCUGGUUCUCAUUGGAAAUGUGUUAUAAUUCUUUGAUAUUGUAUCAGACUAUUUCCCGAGACUCAUGGGAAGUACAUUUCUUUUGUUGUUGCAACCGACCGCCCCCCGGAAUUUUUUUUUCUCUUCAGAGCUCUAUAAAGAAAAAACAAAAACCUUCUUAAUGAGGAUACUUCAAAGAAGGGUUUGGUUGCCGACAUUGAUUACAUCCUAUUGGGACCACGAUAGACUCCAGGCUCAGCUCGCUUCAGCUACAGCCCUUCUUUACAGCCUACAUUCAAUUCCCCAUCCCAGGACUGCUUGUUGUCUUUCUGUGUCUUCAUUAAGGGGCUGGGCAGCUUCUGAGUGUUAUUGUCUACCCACGAGUCCUAGGAGAAAGUGAGACUGUCCUCAAAUUGUUUGACAAACCACCAUCUCAUUUUGAGGGAGCAUUGAUGGCGAAUGAAUGUGUGCAUAGCAACUUGAGAGGCUUUCAAAGAAUAUAUAAAGUUAAGUGUUGUAACUGACCAAGACAUUACCUGGUUUUUAGCACUUGACCUGUAUUACAUUUCUUGUGUCACAGGUUUGGCCCAUCAUUGUUCACUUUAUUUGGUAAAAUGUAGAGAAUCUGAGAGGUAGAAAUAUGAAUGAAACCCCCAUCAUCUACUGGAAGGAUGAAGAUUUGGAACUGAUUUUGUGGGUCAGGGCUAGUCCUGGCUUUCUCUCCUGUUAACUACAUUUACCUGGAAUACAAGGUAUAAAGUGGUCAAAGAGUGAAUUUAUAUGGCUUAGAAGAAGAACUACCACAUUAUGAGUUUAAAAAAAAAACGUGUCUCAUUAUAACCCCAAAGCAUGUACUUUUUAAAUUGCAAUGAAUCUUGGUAUUAGCUGAUUUUGCAGAUUGUUUUGUCACCAUUUUUGGAAGGUGCUUUUCAAUCACAUCAGUUACUGUUGUGUUUGGAAUCAAGCACAUAAAAACAUGUAUCCUUUGGGUUUAAAAAAAAUAGCUGGGUGUUUCUUGAAUCAACAGCACACCGAUUAUGUUCAAUUAGAGAUUUCCAGAGUAUGGCACCAGAUGUAAUCAAAGUCCACCAACCUGAAUCACUUCAGGCGGUGUGAUAUGUGAAAACAUUUGACUCCUUCCUCUUGAAUAUCGUUAUGAAAAUGCUAGUUUGAUAGUUUCACAACCACACUAAAUUGGAUUUUAUGCAUGCAUUAUAUCGUAUUAGAUUAGAAUUAGAAUUCAAACCAAAUAACCAUAAAUGCAUGAUCUUAGCAUGAUUAAAUUAUGUUAACCUUUAUGAGGACACCGUCUACAUCCGCCUGGCAAGAAACAACCAGGGUUUAAUGGGCUCAUGUUGAAGGUGUUUUACUCUUAUUUAGUUUAAUAUAGUUUUCACAUUCCACAUUCACAUGGAAUACAGGAGGUAGUUUUGUAUCUGAGCUGUAGCACUGACAAACAACAAGCAAAUGCAAUAGCAAUCUGACGUCACUGACUUAACACAUUGCUGUACAUCCCAGUUUAAGUGUAGUUUCUUUUUAGCUAAUACUGUAGAAAUAGAUUCCUCCCCGCUAUUUUUAAAGCAUUGGCUAACAGUUCUCUAAUAACAGUUUAUACUGUGCCAAUUUUUACCAGCAAGUGUCUUCUUCUUCCUUUUCUUCAAUUACCUUGCGGCAUGUGCCAUUAUGAGGGAGGCACAAAAACAACCACUUAUAACAUCUGACAGCAACAUUCAGGCUGUGCAGAGAAUCACCCCCUUUAUUCUAAAUUACAGUCCUAAUCCACAGAACGUCAAGGCACCUGGUGAUUAGCCAUGCUACCACUCAGUACAGAGGAAAAAAGGAAAGAGAGGAAGGAAGCAUGAAAUGUACUUUGCAUCAUCCAAACAAAGGAUCUGAGUGGACUGGCGUCAGGUUUUGUGGACUUCAGAAAAGGACACAAAAAUAGGUGGAAUUAAAGGAAACACAAUGUGCACACUGUAGAGAAAUUCAUAGUUUAUUGAAACGCAAAAGCAUAUGUAUUUCAUUUGGGCACUUUAUGAUUCUUAAUGUCUUUUUAUGUGUAAAUAUUGUUAGUGUCUUCUGGAGUGAGCCAAAGUUAACUUAUCAUGGCUGAGGUGGUUAAUGUCAAAGCUCUGAAAGAGGGAAGUGAUAUUCUUGUUAGUUACUGUAAGAUUGUAGCAUUAGCUGGUAGCAUUCGCAUGACUAAUUUAAACUUCUAAUUAACAAACAACUUGAUAAGACUAAGCAUGAACUACAUGCUACACAGCAGGAAGACUAGUGAAAUACAGUACAUUGGGUUAAGACCCAAUGAUAGUGGGGGUCAAAAUAUGUAGCAAAUGUAUUUAGAUAAUGAUAAAGGUGACUAAUUGUUUUUUUUCUAAAUUAAUAAAACAUUCUAAUAUGAAGAUUUUAAGCCAGUUUAUUUCAUUAAUUAAUUUAUUGUUUUUGGGGUUUUUUUACUUUGAAUGAAAAUUUCAGAACCAAAUUUUUAUUAAAUCUGCUUUUAAUUUAAUCAAAUCACCCAAUUUGGAGCAAUUUUACUCUAAAAAGGGGCCUCUAAAAUUGCCUCUCUUUUGCCAGUAGCAGUGUUGCAGGGAUAUUAAUGCUGCAUUUAGUUCCAAACUGUUUAACAAAAUUCUGUAAAGCAAUAAUCAGAAAGCAUCCACUCACUGUAUUUGUCUGUUACUUGACAGAAAAAUGACAUGAGUAAGUAGUGAUUUUCGCUGUGGUAAGAUUCAUCAUUGAAAACAAAACAAUUGAAUUCAUCAUGAGGCAUAAAGGGACUUUUUUUUUUUAAAUGUGCAAUUCCAAACUUUUACUUUGAAAAAAAAUGUCUUAACGUGUCCAUUUGUUGCAUGUGCAGACAAAUGACAUUGAAUGCAGAAACUGAAAAUCACUUCCAGAAAAAUGUCAUUUUAUUUUUUUCAAUGUUUUUUCAACAAAACUGUCAUGUAGUGUCUUAUAUCUGUAAAAAAGUGUUAGAACUCUGUAUGUACCAUACAUACAUAUAUACAAAUAUAUAAAAUUAAUAUAUAAUUAGAUAUAAAAUAAUGAACUCCCCUUACUUUCACUCAAGGAAUGUGUUUGUAUUAGUGCUUUUUGUGCCAAAACAGAGAUUAGAUUAGAUAUUUGAUGGGUAAUGGGUUGUUUUCCCAGUUUUGAUUCAAUGAAAGCCAGUUUCACAAAACUGGGAUUCAGUCGUUCACCAAGCCAUAAGCAGGAUACAUGCAUCCAAAUGAUUUAGAUUUAUCUAAUGGCAGCCAGGAGUGAUGUAAAAAAACAUCACUGAAGUUUCCCACCUCUCUAUCUCUAACCUGCAGCCGCUCCCUGUGCAACAUAAAGGAACAGAUGUUUAUAAAGCAUUUAUCAAAGAGACAAUUGUUAACUGUACCAUAUUAAACUUUAAACAAGUUUCCCAAAAUUUCCCCUCUCCAGUGGAGAAACAUGACAGCAGUAGUGUGCGAUGCAUGCAGGAAAUAAUGGGGUUUUUAUGACGUCUACAGAUGCAGUCAUUUGUGUGAAUUUGGGGUAUGAUUUAUUAUUCGAAUAAUAUUAAUAUUAAUAAUAAUAUUGUUAAUAAUAAUAAUAAUAAUUCUGUAAGUGUCUGAGAGACAGUUUAUAUGCCAGCCUUCUUACCAGGAUUAAGAGUAACUGUUAAUAAUCAUUGUGUAAAUUUUCUCAUGCAAUGAUUCGCCUUCAUCACUUUGAGUUAGUCAGUGACACUGUGUAAUUUUGAAGGCAAAAUGAUUGACCUGAUGAAGUCUGUUAAUGUUAUUGUUGACAUGUUCAGGACCAAAAAUGUAUGUUUUUGCAUUCCUCCAUGUUUUGAUUGUGUCUGCCACUUGGAUGUUAAUUGUGUACUUCUAUCAAUUGUAAUGUAAGUAGAGGCCUUAAACACACAAUACACAUUUUUGCCAGGGCUAAGGAAUGAGAAUUGGCACACUAAGUGAUCAACGCAGGGCAAGAAAAGAGAGAAAAAGACAUUUCAAUCCAUUAUUUAAAACAACUUUAGUGUCAUCUAUGGAAAUAGAAAUCUGUGCAUAUGUUCUUAAUGAAUUUCUGAUAUACUGAACAAAUGAACAAAUUGAGCAAAAAAACUACUAAUAAUAAAACAAUAAAAACAUAUUUUACAGGAUAGAUUCAACCAUUUUGACCCAUUUCUUAUCAAAACAUAUUUUCUAAACUGUGCUGUUGUUUAUCUGUUGAUGUUUGGAUGCACCUCGUUUUACUUUUAUGUUUCAAAUGAGGUGUUUAAACAAAACAAAAAGCCCCCACUAAUCCUAUCUUGCCGAGGUCCUUUUACACUGUUAAGGUUGUAAUUCUGCAAAACCAGACCUUACUUUUUAUAUAUUAGUGGUACUUGAUUGUAUACAUGGUGCCAUUUGGGACCAAUGCCCAAGAAAUGAAGAAAACUGUAGGGGAACGAUUUUGUUACAUGUAUUAAGCUUCUUGUGUGUUUUUGCUCAUAUUUUUUAGGGUGUAAUUUUUACAUACCUGCUCCUUUGGCUGCUGCUGGCUUUUACACAUUAUAAACUGCCAUUCACCUGGUUAUAGCAAACAGUAGUAUAUUAAGAUGAGUCAUGUGCUCCUUCGGUCUUUAUUUAUAUUAACUUUAAAAAUAAAUCAAUGAAGAGCAGAUAUGUCGAGACAGUUGAAAAUCAAAUUCUUAAAAAAAAUCACAUUCUUUAAAAUAAAAUAGUCAAAUAUGAAUAUUAUGCUUCCUGGCAGGCCAGACUUUCUGCUGCUAAGCAGCUGAUAAGAUUAGUGAUGAUAUAAUGUACAAGCACAGCUUGUGGCACUGAAUAUUAAGUACAUUCAAUAAUACAAUUCAUUUGGGGAUAUUUUGGACUGUCAGAAAAAUGCAUACUUUCUAAAGACUCAGCACAGAAUGCUAGUCUGGUGUGGUUAAGUGUGCUGUGUCAGCGAUAAAUGACCACUAUGCCAAAAGUCUUUUAGGCCCAACACCAAGUUGUAGUGAUAAAACGUAUAUGCCUAGGGUUUAUGACCUCAGGGGAAUCCUCCAAAAUUUUGAGGUAAACAAAACAUCCUUAAUAAUGACAAAUAUCUCUUACUUAAAUUGUAAAUUAAAAUAGGCCAAAAGAUAGUUAAUGUUUUGCCCCAUUUUGACAGAGAUUAUGUAGUUUGUGUUUAAAUGUCAGCAAAUAGCUUCAAUAUGUGUAAACUGGAGAACUACUUUUUCAUGUAGUAGUCAAUAAAACACCGAGCUAACCUUGGUGUACAAUGGGUUAAGUCUGUGUCUGUUUUUGCAGAUCAACCUAAAAGUGACACUGGAAAGAUUUACCUUUGAAGAAGAAAAGAAAAAAAUUUCUGUUAUCUGCUAAAAUCAGCCAUAUCUUUCCCCUCUGAAGUACAUGAGAUUUUACUCAUUAGAAAGAAAGCAAGCACUCCUUGAAUCGUUUUCUUUAGAGUGACAGUGUGUAUGUUUCUUGACAUAUCAAAUUAUGUUCUCUCACAGGGAAGAGGUGGAUGAGUGGGUGGAUGAAAGGGAAGAUGCUGCUCCUCUGUGGCUAUUAUGAAACAGUGGCUGGGGGAUCCCAAAAGCAGCACAUCUCCUCCAGUCCGCUGUGCUGCAGAGACAGCGAUCCACAAGCUUUAUUUCUUUCCUUCUUAGAGCCCCCAACUGCCUCACAGCCCAAAACUAACCCUCAUAAAUGUUUUCCCUCACACACCAUCUGGUAGAUUAUCGCGUUCAAAGCAUUUCAUAUUACCAUGACUUAAUACAUUACACAGUUCGGUGAACCAAGUGAGAAUCAAAGUGCCAUGAGAAAUCAUAACUUUGUUUUUUUCUUUUCUUUUGGUUUUGUUUUGCUUUUUUUUUUGUUCUAUUUUGUUGUUACUGUUUUUAUUUUAUGACUGUUUGGUGUAGAUUUAGCUCUCAUCUUUCUAGAUUAUAUCUCAGUCAUUCAGUUCUACACAAGUCUUAACUCACUGUUUUGCAAACAUGGUUGUUUUAUUUCCUCAGUGAUACAAAGCCAUCAUAUUAAAAAAUUCACAGCCUUAAAUUCUAUUCUUUAAAUCAUGUGGUGAUGUCUUCUAAAGGCAUAUGAGAAUUGUCUAAACCAUACAUAUUCCCAAGACCCCUAACAUAAUAAGGGAAGGCGAUGUUUUGGUUUUAAGAUGCGUAGUAUAAAACAGUUUUACAGGCCUUCUUAUGUUUUCAAGGACAUGUAAUAUGGGCAACGUCUGGAAGCAAUGUUACUGGAAAAGUUUUCCUUAGUGAUGAGCAUUUAUCCAGGGAAAAAUUGUUUUUGUCAGCUAUACUUUCAUUAGAUAAAUAAACCUAUCCAUUUUCUUUCUUCAUUGUCUUUAUUGUUGCACUUGCAAUUUUUGCUACUAGAACAUUAACAGCAGUAACAGUAAGGUAUUUUGCCAGGUAUCUGUUUAAACGCCAUAUUUUAAGAAUUGCCAAUCUGUUUAAAUAUUUGAAAUACUGAUUUGUAAGUAUAUUGCAUUUUUUUUAUUUACUUUAUUCCAGUAGAAUAGCAUUAACAAUCGUUAGCAUUAAAGUACAAAAAAGCUGCAAAAGUCCAUAUGCAUUGCUUUCCAUUUGUUGCUCAUGUUUUACUGACUUGAAGUCCUGAAUGUUAUCAGAAGAGUGACAAAAUGUUGUAACUUUAGUUUUAGUCACUGCGCUGUCAUUUAAAACACAUAUAUUUGCAGAUUCUUUGGGAAACCGUUAUAUUGUUGAGUAAAUGCACAAUUUGGUGUAUUGUUAUUCUAUUCCAGCUGUCAAUAAAAUAGUUUAACUCCA